GUGUAUUUAAUUUGUAGACUUGUAGACUUUAGUAACGUUUAGUUUGCAAGUAUGUAUUGCUGUACAAUUAAUUGCAUCUAACUAUAAAGUAUACAGCGAUGAACGAGCGACCGGAGAAUAUCAUGAAAGCUUAUUUCAUUGUUUUCCUGAAAUUUUUUAUCUUUACCAUUUUUAGUUUCACAAGUGCGAUCUAAGUCCACUAUCUAUUCUCGUAUUUGUACUUCAUAAACCUAACCGUGCACAGGAAAACGCCAUUGAAUCGAUCAUAUUAUUCUGUUAGUUCUUAUAGAAUUGAUGUAUGUAUGCAUAUUCAUAUCGUCUACUUUCAAUUUGAAUUAAUAACAUGAACAAAUAAUUUAUUGAUGGUAAAAGAGUUAAUGGAAAAUCACAUUAGAUGACAUUAAAUAAAAUGGAAUAGCAAUAAUAUGUUUUUCUGAAAUUUAUAUAUUUAUUGUUUCUUCUUUACAAAUUUCAAGUCGUAUCAAAGUUUAAACGGAACUUUAAACUGAACAUUUUGUAUUUGAUGUUGGUUGCCAACUAUAAUAUAAAGUAUUAGUAACAAAGAAUGUUUAGUUGGAAAAAUGAUUGCUAUGGAGGUAAUGGAGCUAUUCACAUCAUUAGAAUCCAACAUUCCUAAAGAAGUAGAAGUUGUAAAACACAAAUUUCAUGAACAAUUCAAUAUUGUAAAAGAACCAUGGCUGUUAAAUGGAAUGUAUGAUUAUUUUAUGUCAACUGGAUCACAAAGAGCUGUAGAAGUAUUAGUAGCUGUCAGAGAACCACAUGACAAGUAUCUGUUUGAUAGGCUUGUUGAUGGCUUACGUAGUACAAAUCGUCUUCAAGCACUUACAUUACUGGGUCAUGUAGUAAAAAGACAACCAACAUGGUUGAUUAAAAUUACUAACCAUCAUUUACUCAAGGAAUUAAUAAAACUUUUAAAGUCUGAAAAUKAAAUAAUUACUAUUACUAGCGCUUUACUUGCUCUUAAUGUACUUUUGACUGUUAUUCCUGCACUUAUUUCUUCGUUUCUACCAGAUAUUUUUGAAGGAUUUAGUCGUUUGGCAGCCUGGAAUACUUCUCAAAAAAACAAAGUUCCAGAAAUUCAUUUAUUCCAUCUUCAGAUAUCAUUAUAUGUAUUAUUUGUUCAACUAUAUAGUAUGUACCCUUGUUCAUUUGUGUUAUAUUUAAAGCAACAAUAUAGCACACCUGAUUUAGUUUUCACUCAUACAAUUAAACCCAUGAUAGAAACAAUGCGUAUGCAUCCAAGUUUAAUUGUGAGCAGCAAAGAUGUGGAAACAUCAGCUCAUAGGUGGAAAAAAAUGGAGCAACAUGAUGUUGUUAUGGAAUGUACAAGAUAUACUUUAUUGGAAAAUGGGGAUAGAAAUUAUCAAAAUACUUCAACUUGGACAAAUGCAGGGUCAAAUUUUUCAUCAGCUCUCGAAAUUUUAAAAUCAAGUAUUGGUGCAACUGGAGAUAUUGUUGGUGUUAAUAGUAUCAGGGAUAAUGAAUUAUGGAGUCCAAUGUUAUAUUGUGGUGAAUUUGAUAAAGAUACUGUUAAAUCUGUUCCCACUACUCCAAAUUUACAGAAUUACUAUAAACCAUUAAUAUUCAACCAUAAUGAACAUUCACCUCCAGAAGCAGCUGUAGAAGCUACACCAGAAACAACUCCUAUCAGGGAUGUUUUAUAUCAACAAUCGAGGUUGCCAUCUAUAAACUCGACUGUAGUCAGAGCAUUGAAUUCAUUUGGCAUAGACAAUUUACCUAGACGUAAUUCAUCAACACCAAAUUCUCAGCCUAGUUCACCAUUGAAAAAAGAAGGGUUUAUUUUUCCUACCGAAGAUUUCCAAUCACAGUCACUUGUUCGUAGAGUGGACAAAAUGAUAAUGGAGCGUAAUCAGAUAACAGAUUCAAUCAAAGAUGAAAAUAAUGUACGUUCUGAAUCAAAACCUAUUGCAGCUCAAAUUCAACUUUCAAAUAAUCCUGAAAUAUUACAAACUGGAGAUGAAGAUAUUAUUGAAUGCGAUCAACAGAGUAAUGGGUCACCAUGUCAAACUUAUGAGGGAGGAUUACAUAUGCCUGAUUCUACUUCAUUAAAAGAAUUUGUAAUGAGUGUUCGAACACGAAGACGUUAUCAUAGUCAAUGUACUCCAGAGAAAACUAUAAAUGUUACUGGACAAAGUACUGAUAGCAGCCCUAAAAAGGGACCGGAAUUUUCAUUACUUAGUGUUCGAAGAGCGAAUUCAUGUCCUGAAAUUAAAAAAACUAAUGGGAGCAGUAUCUCUUCUGGCACUUCACCAUUACAAGAAGAAACCGAAGAGGAUCAUCAUGGGGAUAGUACAAAUAUUAGCAAUGGCCAUGUUACUUCACUACCAAAAAAAAAAUCAAAAAAUGAUAUUGAUAUAGCUAAAGUACAGACUGUAUCUACUCAAACAGAACAUAUUUUACCUUAUGAACAUUUGUUUUAUAGCAUAUUUCCUGCUUAUAAUAAUGAUCAACAUAAUACUACUAAAAAUCAGCAAAAUAGUUUUAAUAACCAAGAAGAUGAAUCUUUAUGUUUAAUUGAAAAAUAUGUGCGCACAUCGGCAAUAGUUCUUAAUCAUCGCCAUACAGCAAAAUCUACUGAUGAUGUUAAAUUAUUGCAAGACCAAAUCGCUUUGUUGACAUUACAAUUACAAUUUGAGCGUAAUCGUAGAGAAGUUCAUGCUGAACGAAAUCGUAGACUUUUAGGUAAAUCAAGAAGUAGUCGAGCUGUUGAUGAACAUAAUUCUGCUCUGAAAGAUCAAGUUUUGAAAUUACAGGUUGAAAUUGAAGAUGGAACUUCUGCGUUAGAAAAAUUGAGGCAAAACUCAUUAAAACAAAUUAAAGACCUUAAUGAGAGAGUAUCACAUUGGCAAACUGAAUGUUCAAAAUAUCAAGAGGAAACUAAAGAAGCUAAAAAUAAAUGCCUAGCAUUAGAACAGCUUUAUAAUGGGGAGAGAGUAAAGACUGCCGAGGUUACAAAACAAUUAUCUGAGACUAAAGCAGAGCUGUUCAACACUUUAAGUGAAUUAACUAUUGUGCAAGCAACAGCUAACAUUAGUAAAGAGCUAAAAAAUACAGUGAUAAAUUUACAACGUGAACUAGUCAUGAGAGGUGAGAUGCAAUCUCAACAGCGUGAUGUUGUUUCUCAUGUAAAUGCUCUUAGAUAUGAUGCCAGCAAUGCUAUGUUAAGUCAAGAAUCAUACAAACAUAAUAUAAAUGAGCUUCAAAACAUGUUAUACCAUAAAUCUGCACUGUUAGAAGCAUCAAAUGCCCGUAUUGCUGAUUUAGAGUUGAAGUUAAAUAAUCAGAAUGCUUAUAUGCAAAAUGGUAAAUGUGAAAUAGAAAAGGUUAAAAAACAUUUCAAUGAAAAAUUAUCUGAAAUAAAAGAAGAAUGCAGAAUUUUGAAAGAAAUACAAUACCAAAAUAAAGAAUAUAAAGAAGAAGGAGAAUCUAGAAAAAAGUUUAUAGAAGAACUACCUAAAUUCAGCGCUGACUUAGUUAUGGUGGACUCAAACACUUCAAUGAGUGAUCAAGAUGCAAACUUUAGGCUUAGUAUGAUGAUGGCCGAUAGUGAUGGCAGCUGUGACAACAUCCCCGUUAUACCUACAACUCCAAAGUAAACAUUAUGAUCUCAAUGGUACUGGAUACUUAACAUCAUUUAUAAAAAAGAUUUAAGUGUACUGUUUAAAGGAUAUUCAAUUAAACAAAGCUAACGUUUUUGUUGAAUAAUUAUCUUCAUUAAUUAUACAUUUAUUUUUCAACAUUA
This is a messenger RNA of Diuraphis noxia (Russian wheat aphid), 3784 nucleotides long. It is a transcript of the gene Tsc1, whose product is annotated as tuberous sclerosis 1 protein hamartin. Gene Ontology annotation, biological process: negative regulation of cell population proliferation; negative regulation of TOR signaling; regulation of cell cycle. Lineage: Eukaryota; Metazoa; Arthropoda; Insecta; Hemiptera; Aphididae. The record is from RefSeq and is a predicted model, not a curated record. Gene Ontology annotation, cellular component: TSC1-TSC2 complex.